Messenger RNA from Cydia strobilella, 1442 nucleotides. It is a transcript of the gene NGR-A21, whose product is annotated as gonadotropin-releasing hormone receptor. The transcript is spliced from 6 exons. Gene Ontology annotation, molecular function: corazonin receptor activity. Gene Ontology annotation, biological process: neuropeptide signaling pathway. NCBI's taxonomy places the organism in Eukaryota, Metazoa, Arthropoda, Insecta, Lepidoptera, Tortricidae. The record is from RefSeq and is a predicted model, not a curated record. Gene Ontology annotation, cellular component: plasma membrane. Bases 110 to 1384 code for a protein of 424 amino acids.
UAAAGUGACCACUUUAUAGUGACUUAAAGUUUGUGACAAAAUUGUAGUUAAAAACUUCAAGCACGAGUGGAGGAAGAUUGGCAAAAAAAAAACUAACGCAUGACGAAACAUGGGGAGUUUAGGCAACAAUACCACAUUAUAUGACGAUAAAAACCUGAGUUUCCCAGGAUUACCUGUAUUUGAGAUUUGGCCUAUAGAAAAAUGCAUCAGAUUGGCGAUAAUAGAUAAUAGCACAGAUCCAACAAAUCUAACUCAAAGUGAGUUUUUGUACAACGAUACUCGUCUAAGAUGUUGGGAGCACUCACCAGUACUGAAGAAUGGGACAUUAAUAAGAGGUAGCGUGCUUUCAGUUAUAGCAGUAUUAUCGUUUUUUGGGAAUGUAGCAACUAUAAUAAGUAUAAGAAGAGGCAAGCGAAGCAGAGGCAGGGCGAGGCCAUCCUGGACGGCGAUAUACAGUCUAAUAUUUCAACUGAGCAUCGCUGAUUUGCUCGUAACAGUAUUUUGUAUUGGAGGGGAAGCCGCCUGGAUGUUUACAGUGCAGUGGUACGCUGGCAAUGUGGGAUGCAAGUUAUUUAAGUUUGUGCAAAUGUUCUCACUACAUUUGAGUACAAAUAUAUUGGUGUUGAUUGGAGUUGAUCGGUGGCUGGCUGUUAAAUACCCUAUGAAGAGUAUUGGUACGGCGACGAGAAGUGGACGACUAGUCAUUUUAGCUUGGAUUUUAAGUUUCGGAUUGAGUAUACCACAGAUGAUAGUGUUUCAAGUAGCAAAAGGCCCUUUUGUUGAGGAGUUCUACCAAUGUGUCACGCACGGAGUUUACUCAGCGAAGUGGCAAGAGCAAUUGUAUACAACGCUGUCCUUGAUUUUUAUGUUCAUUCUGCCACUCCUGAUUCUUGUGUCGACUUACGUUUCUACUGUUCGGACAAUUGCUCAAAGCGAAAGAGUUUUCAAACCGGAGGUGAUAAGACACGAAAAAUAUCUCACGCCAGACAUGAAUAGACGGAGACUCAUCGACCGAGCCAAGAUGAAAUCUUUGCGGAUGUCCGUCGUUAUCGUGGCAGCGUUUAUUAUAUGGUGGACGCCGUAUUACGUCAUGAUGAUCAUAUUCACAUUUCUAGAUCCUGACAAGAAUCUUAGUGACGAUCUCCUGAGUGGAAUUUUCUUCUUCGGGAUGUCGAACAGCCUGGUGAAUCCUGUUAUAUACGGCGCCUUUCACCUGUGGCCCCGGAAGAAACCCUCACACAGACAUAGUGACAGAGAUUCUGGUGGACAACAUGCAUCUCUCCUCAGACGUGGGGACAACACAUCAUCCGUGAGAUUGACUACGAUCAGGUCUAUAAGAUCCUCAGGCAAAUACACCAACGGAAACAAUGUCAGCUUAUUGUAACUACGUAGAGGCAGUAAUUUAUACCCAAUUGUAAAGAGAACUUCGACUUAGCUUUAAU